CUAGAAAGAGUCAAAUAAAACCAAAAUAAAAUAGAAAUGUUAUGAUUUACUGUACAAUAAAAUGAGACAGAAUACAAAAUGCUAGAAAGAGUUACAUAAGAUAAAAUUAAAUUAAAAUGAUUUGAUGUACAAUAAAAGAAGACGCAAUGCAAAGUACAAGAAACUGUAAAAUAAAAUAAUGUUAUGAUGUGACACUCAAAAGAGAAAAAAAGAGUCUUUAGUUCUGCCUUGAGUGUGUUGACAAGCAGGGAGCCCUUAAUGGUAAAAGGUUGACUUUGGGGCACACUUACACUUUACCCUUUAGCCUUGAGCCUCGACAAAGGAAAAGCCAGGAGCGGCUGAUCAGAGGAUCUGAGCGAUAAAGUAGGCAGAGAAGCUCAGAGUUUUAUUUAGAGGCCAGGCCGUUUAGUGUUUAAAAAAACAAAAUAAAGGAACCUAUUCUGAUAUAUUGAUUUGCUGUGUUGCUUGGGCUCUGUAACUGGCGUGUGGUCAAAAGCAGUGUAGUGCGUGUGUUAGUGUUGUUUAUUUACAAUGCUAAAGCUGUGGGGGAGCCCCCCGUGACACCGUCAUAGACCUCAAAUCCCUGACAACAGCUUUCCCUUCGCUCCUAAUGUUUACAUGUGUGACCUCAGUGUGAUCUGCGUCCCUGCUGACCAAUCCAGGGGGAGCGUGCCUGCAGAUGGGGAGCAACAGUGGGGAUGCUGGGUAUCUCAUUGAGCAGUGACGAGGGGGAGUGAGAGAGGGAUGGCAGGAAUUAGGCUGCUGCGGAUUAGUGUCUGAGCUCUGAUUGGCCAUUGGCCGUGGAGACCUUUGCUGUUCUGCAUAGUGCUGAACUGACAAUAACAACAACUUCAUCAAAAACAAGCGAGAUUAUCAUCCCCGGCUUCAUCUGAUCCCCCCAGGAUGUUUAUUUAACUCACACACUGCGGACUGCACCUUCUUAGAUCACAUGUUUUGUUCUUCUUUCUUGAACACAACUCGGAUUUAGUUUAGAUGCACUUUUACAUGAUACAAGAAAGAACAUGGUGGUGCUUCUGACGAAUAACUCGGCUAAAAUCAACUGCUUUCCAACUGUCUUCAGGAGGAAAGCUUUACCAAAGCGAGAUGACGAUGACAAGACCCAGGCGCCGCUGCUGCUCCAGGAGAAUGUGUUCAUCGAGGCCAGCAGGCCCAAGCACCUGGAGGAUCUUCACACUGAGGCCCUGGAGGGGUUGAAAAUGAUGCAGCAGGAGGAAACCAAUAACGGAGUGGAGUUCCAGGAUAAUGAAAGCACAAUUUCGAGAAGGACGGUCCAAACAGAUGGGGAGGGUGGAGGCUUUAUGACAGACAGCACCAUUGCAGACACAUCCUCCAUCGUCUCAGUACAAUCAUCUGUGUCCACGAGAUCGUCCCGCUCUGGACUCACCAGACAAGGAUCAACAUUCAGACCAUUGAACUCUGGGAAAAAGUCAGAAAAGACGAGAAGGAGACGACAUAGGAAGACUGUUGCGGGUAUACCGCAGCAUGUCCAGAGAGAGUGGGGGUUGGACAGACAGGGCUGGACACUGGCUCAUAAGUUAGAUGAAGAACAGCUUUAUAAUGGUGAGACUGAUGAGAGCCCCACCACUGAUGGCCCACAGCUAGCAGCUCAGUCACAAAAGGGAGCCGGUGCCGGCCUUCAAGACAAAAAGAUCAUCCAUCCCCUAAACAAGGCCCAAAUCAAGAAACUCAAUGCCACCCAUGCUGGACAUAGGGAUGACCUGGCCCUGUUGUACCACCUGGGUCCUGACUUUUCAGAUGGACAGAGGCCUCGGUCCCUGGCUGUUCCCUGGAUGACCACUGCCAACAGCCUCCAGCAGGAGCCGCCUAGCCCUGUCAUGUCCAUGUCACCCCAGGCUCCUUACAUGUCCAAAAUCAUUCCCAAUGCUGUGUUGCCACCGUCCAUCGAGGUGGUAGAAAUCAGCCGUAAACAGAGUCGCAACAGCCUUCGCACUGUCAGCAAGAGCAGCCUGCUUCUCUCCAGCCCAGCCCCCUCCCGUGCUUCCUCUAGAGCGUCUUCGUCCAGAACCACUUCCUCCAGAGGUUCUACCAUCACCUCCGCCUCCCGCCAAAACUCCCAAAAUCUGUCUGACAGCUCUUGUUGGAGUAACUCUGAGUCCUCAGAGACCUUGGUGUCUGACUCCUCAACCAUCUCCAGCAGCAGCACCCCCCGCCAGAUGUUGCAGGACGGGGAUGCUUCUGCUAAAGAGGACAAUGUCAGCAAGUCUUCCAAUUACAACUCUAAUGGCGUGCUCAUUGGUAAAGCGCAAGCACCUAAGAAAGAGGGACCGUUUGUGCGUAGCAUGUCCGUCAUGAAGUCCAAGAAGGCUCCUCCUCCUCCAAGCCGCUCCUAUUCCCUCCACAAUAAGAUGAAGCGGCGAUCACGUGAUCUGGCCGAGGUUAGGGUCUUUCCAGGCGAAUCUUCCCUCCACAGAAUCUCCACUACAGUUGAGGAAAAUGAAAAAAACCACUCAGAACCUUCAUCUAUGUCCUCAAGAAUCAUAGACAGCCCUGGCUACAAUGCUGACACCAGUUCUCUGGAUGAAUCCACAGGGUCAUUCAGUCCCAUUAGAGCCCAGGCACUAAAGGCAGAGGAAGCUGUAAAGGUGGAUUAUUCACAAGAGAAGCAGGAACCACCUCAGGAGAAUAAGCCUAGCAAAAUAAUCUCACCGUCCAGUGGUUACUCCAGCCAAGAUGCAACAUCCCCACAGCUUUCUAAACAGCCUCAAAGUACAUCUCCAAGACACAAGAUCAUCUUGGCAAAGCUUCAAAAGUUCUUUCCUGGGUCCACAUCUACUGGUUCAGCUCCGUCCCCUCUCGCACAGUCAGAGGCUCCUGAAAACAGUAAACACUCUGGGGACAAUAACAUGGACUCAGUUGACACAGUCGGCGUCAGUGCCUCUGUAAGGACAUUGAGAGAACUCUUUAACAUCCCUCCGCCACCUAAAGUCCACGCACCUCCACCCCCUCCACCAGAGGUAUGGGCUCACAGCAAGCGAAGCUUUGAGCUGCUGCUUGGACCCCCGGCACCUGACAACCUUGAUGCCAUCAUAAAGAAGAAUCCAAAGGACAGGAGACAACAGAGGCAGUCGCCAUCUGCCUCUACAGAUGGAUCUGUGAAGAGCUCGGUGGUAGAAAGAAAACAGAAGAAUCCAGCUGUAACAGUGGAGUCCAUUAAUGGAUCCUUACAUGUGAUUGAGAGAAGGAAAGUUCAAGAAAGUGUGAUUUCGAGUGCAGAGAUUCAUAAAGAGAAGAAUGAAAGACUGGCUCAGAAUGUUGAUUUGAAAGGAAACGGCAAGGUGACAGAAAAAGCUAAAGUAAGUGACAUAAUAAAUGAGAUGUUAGUGAAGGCUGUAGAGAAACGUGAAGAAAGAGUGACAGCAGCACUCAAAGAAGACCCAAAUAAGACAUCCACAGAAACAACAGAGGUAAAGACCAACAUGGAUAUCUCAUUAGCACACAUUUCUCCAUCACCCUCGCCUGCAGUGUCGCACCAUUCUCCUCAACCCCACGCUAAACAGACCACAGAAGUUACCUCUGUCACAUUAGUACGAGCUGUUGUAUCCCCUGAGUCAUCCUGGCCCCCUCCACCUCCACCUCCACCAAUAGCACAAGUAGGAGUUGCUGGGCCUGAUGUGACAGAUUUUCCCCCGCCUCCCCCAUUGUUUGGUGAGGUAGGGUUUGUCAUACCUGUUCAGGUGCCACCAGAGAGGUCCACUCCUGGUGGGGACUCUUCUGCAACUACAUCUGUUGUAUCAGUAGUGAUAACAGAGGCAGAACCACAGAAUUCAAGUUCAUCCCAAGGGAUUACCCCUCCACCACUGAAUAUCCCUCCUCCACCACCCUACACAGCCCCCCCUCCACCAAUUAAUGCGGUCUCCCCUCCUACAAUUAAAAAGGCCCAUCUGCCGCCAAGAGAAAUCUUUCCACCACCACCUAAAGAAUUCUCUCCUCCACCACCUGAAGAGUUCUCUCCACCACAAACUAAAGAAGUCUCUCCUUUGCCACCUAAAGAAAUUCCUCCCCCACCACCUAAAGAAGUCUCUCCCCCACCACCACCCAAGAAAGUCUCUCCGCCACCACCUAAGGAAGUCUCUCUGCCACCACCUAAAGAAGUCUCUCCUCCAGCCCCUAAGGAAGUCUCUCCCCCACCACCUAAAGAAGUCUCUCCUCCAGCCCCUAAGGAAGUCUCUCCCCCACCACCUAAAGAAGUCUCUCCGCCACCACCUAAAGAAGUCUCUCCGCCACCACCUAAGGAAGUCUCUCCUCCACCACCUAAGGAAGUCUCUCCUCCAGCCCCUAAGGAAGUCUCUCCUCCAGACCCAAAGGAAAUCUCUCCUGCAGCACCUAAAGAAGUCCCCCCCCUACCACCCAAUGAAGUCUCUCUGCCACCACCCAAACAGUCCUCUCCUCUUCUGGUUAAACAUGUCUCCCCUCCACUGGCUAUCAAGGUGCCCCCUUCGACAGAGAUACUCGCUCCAUCUACUGAAGAGGUUGUUCUUUUGUCUUCGCAAAAAUGUGUCUCUCAAUCAUCUGUAGAAGAAACACUUGUUUGCAAGCUCAACCCACCACAAAGUAUUCCACCUCCACCACCCCUACAAUCAAAGCCCUAUUUGUCAGAGCGGGAUAUUUAUCUCCCAAAAGAAGACAUCCUAGCUGAACCUGAAACGAAUCAAGUUUCACCGAGCAGUAUUCUCCUUCCCCCACAGGGUAUCCCACCUCCGCCUCCGGUAGAGCAACCUCAGGCUGUACCUGGUCCAACAACCCAUGAGGUCCCACCAUCGCAACCAUCUGAAGUGUCAAUCCAGAAAGGUCCUGAAACCUCUCCUUCACCAGAAAAGCCCCAAGAACCAGCUCCUUCUCCAUCCGUAAACAUUCCUUUGCCUCCACCUUUACCUGUGCAGGGUCUUACCAGCAUUAAGCUUCAGUCUAGUACUGUAAGCACAGAAAGUCAAGAGCUGACCUCUGCUCAUGUUGUACAGGAGGAACCCACUCCUAUUGUAACCCCCUCCCUCCUACAGAAGGUCAAACUGCGGUCUGUCAACAGCAGUCCAGAGCCCCCUAAAACUCAAGAGGAACUAAAGACUGAGGUCACAAUGAGAAAACAGCAGCCCAGUGAUCAGGUUCCAACCUCAUCUGCCAACGGAGAAGCUCCUCAAAAACCUAUCAGAAGGUCUCUGAUAGUGACCUCUCCUACAUCCACUUCUCUGCCUGUCAUCGUCACUUCACAACCAGCUUUACCCAAGUCCCAGUCUCUUGUGGCUCCACCUGCAUCUUCAUCCACAGUACCCUCCCCUAUGAAAAAGUCUCCUCCUGCUACGACUGCCUCUCCUUCGAUGAAACUACAGGAGGCCAUCCGGCUGAGGACAGCAGCCAGAUCAAAAGAGAGCCCUGCAUCUCGACUCAGCGUGCCAUCACCUACAUCACCAAUAGAUCUCCAAAGGUCCCCCAAGUCUCCCACUAACACAGCAAGUUUUAUCUUCUCCAAGAGCAACAGGAAGGUGGUGAUUGAGACCAAUCCAGUGACAGAGGCCAAGACAAGAGUGCAGAAUAAGCUGGAGGUUUCCCCUGUAACAAAGGUGGUGAGUGAAUCAGAGUCUUUGAAGAAAGGGAGCAAGGUGCCACCACCUGUAGCAAAGAAACCCAAAUCGAAGGCCAAAGAGAAUGAGACCAGUGAAGGGACGGAGCAAACUGCAGGACAGGAAGCACAGCAAGAGAGUAUCCAUGAUGGUGCAGAGAAGACAAAUGGGACAGCAGGUGCGGCGGAAGGAGGAGAAACACUAUCGACAUGAUUGUAAAGACUGAAGGAGACCGGGAAGGACUUACUAAUAACACUGCAAGUUGAUCUUUGUGAGUGAGAGACAUGAAACUGGAUGUGGAUAUAUGCUUAUUUCAAUAACUGGAUUUUGAAACAUGCUGGAUUUAAUAGAAAAUCAUUUGAAUGUCUUGUUAAUGGUGUGGGUCUUAAAGUACACAGUUUGCAUUUUACUAAGAAUCAUCUAUUUUCUUUUGCUAUAGGGGGCAUUCUGAGUUUUACUGUUGCAAGAAAUGGGAAUAUACUGCCCUCUAGUGCCAAACAAUGAUUGUACCACUUAUGUCCUGCUGAAUCAGAGCUUGUGGUUAGAACUUGCAACGAUGGGACUUUUGGGCACUCAUCUGUAAAUAUAGCAACGUGUUGUACAUUUAAAUUAUCCAGUACUGAUGGAUCUGUGCUAUACUGUUUUUUUCUGUAUUUCCCCCCAAAGACUUUCCACACAAAUUAUAUUUGUUAAAAAGAAAAAUAUUAAUUAUCUUAAGUUAUUUUUCCUGUAAUGUUCAGAGGAGGGUCUCUACAGAAUGUCUACUUUGCAAUGUUGUGUUAAACCCUUAUAUCAUCAUAUAAAUCAGUUUGUGUCGAUCUUAAUCCUAUCCAAAUUAGUUUUCUCAAAAUAAAUCCCACUUAAUUUUUUUAUGAUUCAAAGCUAUCGAUGUACAUGAACACUGCUAUCACAAAAAGAAAGAAGUGGACAUGGCAAGUUAUACUGGAAUCACUUUAUAUUUGGAGCAUGUUUUCUGCUGCUUUUAGUUACUGAUAAUGGAGGCUUUGCCUUUCUUACAGUUGUUAUGGCUCUAACAGUGGGAUAUUUCUGUGUUGGACUAUAAUAUAUUUCAAAGUGUUUUCAGACAUCGUAAUGUCAAAUGAUCAUUUAUUAUGGAAAGAAUAAAGAUUUAUGGACAAAUUAAA
Molecule: messenger RNA, 6742 nt
Organism: Hippoglossus stenolepis (Pacific halibut)
Lineage: Eukaryota; Metazoa; Chordata; Actinopteri; Pleuronectiformes; Pleuronectidae
Exons: 7
Coding region: 1023-5810 (1595 amino acids)
Biological process (GO): cell differentiation
Source: RefSeq, a predicted model, not a curated record